CUUUCACCCCAUCUACUACAUGACCGUCGGCAGGCCUUCGUUCACUCACUGUCACUGUCUUUACCCAUCCAUAUUGUGAAACGCGCGGGUAUCAUCUGUUUUUCCUCCCUUUCCUCGUCUCUCCGACGAUCUGCGCCUCUUCAUUCGUGCUCGACGCACACAUCCCUCUAGCAUUCCUCCGCCUGUCACCGUUUCAAGUCCACACACCCACAUCCACCCACACAAAUCAAUACACCAAAAGGCCGGCUCCACCAUAACUUGGACCCGGACCCCUUCAGCCUACCUAUAGCUCCUCCCUCGUCAGGCAUGAGCCAUCCUCAAAAGUCCCCAUCAUUCCGUCUCUCUCGACAGGGCUUCCAACAACUCAAUAACGGCAACAACGACGCCGACAUGGCCGCCAAUAAUCAAACUGACAAUAUCCCCCUCCAGACUGUAGUCAGUCACACACCCUCCCAGAAUGCCUAUCGUUCCGAUUCAAACAACGAGAAGACGGGCAUGUGGCACCGCGCCGGUCGAAGGAAGCUGCAGAAGAUCGACUCGCGGACUGGAGCACCAAUGCCUGAGAAAAGAGACAACUCUGAGGAGAAGACAGCCCUCAACAAGAUGGGCAGGUUCUACACCAAGAUCCUCAACUUUAGCAUCGUCACUCGUUACAUGAUCUACGUUGCCCCGCUGGCCCUCAUCCUCGCUAUUCCCAUCAUUCUCGCUGCCAUUCACCCCGGAACCGUUGGAGGUACUGACAGUAGGCUGUUCUGGAUCUGGAUUGAGAUCAUCUGGCUCAGCUUGUGGGGAUCCAAAGUCGUGGCUCAUUUCCUACCUCGCAUCUUCGAAUUCCUCGUCGGUGUCGUCAGCCCUGGCAUUAGGAAGUAUGUCAUGCUGCUGCGCGCUUUGGAGAAAUCUCUCUCAGUUGUUCUCUGGAUGAUUGUCAACCAAGUUACCUUCGAAGUCCUGAUAGAUACCACUAGAGGUUGGAAGCAGGUGAUGCAGCGCAUUUUGCGAGCCGCUUUGGUGGCUUCCUGCAUUAUCCUAGCCGAGCGUGUCUUGAUUCAACUCAUCAGUAUCAGCUAUCAUCGCAAGCAGUUCGAUACCAAGAUCAAAGACUCUAAGCGCAACAUCUACCUCCUUGGUCUCCUAUACGACGCCUCUCGUGGCCUAUUUCCAUCGUACUGCAAUGAGUUCGCUGAGGAGGAUUACGUCAUCCAGGACUCUCUGCAAUUCAACUUGGGCAGCCGCAAGCAAACCCAUAAGCGUUCUGGAUCGAAUACACCCUUGAGGCUGCUUCAAGAUGUUGGGCGAGUGGGUGAUAAGGUCACUUCCAUCUUUGGCACCGUCGCACAGGAGAUCACCGGAAAGAAGAUCUUGGAUCCUAAUUCUGCUCACUCGAUUGUCCUGGAGGCACUCGACAAGCACCGUUCCUCGGAGGCUCUUGCGAAACGUAUCUGGAUGUCCUUCGUCGUCGAAGGCAAAGACGCCCUCUACCAGGAAGAUUUGGUUGAGGUCAUGAACGGCAAUCGCGAGGAGGCGGAGGAAUGUUUCGCUGCUCUCGAUCGUGAUGGCAAUGGGGAUAUCAGCUUGGAAGAGAUGAUUCUUACUGUUACCGACAUGCAUGACGUCGACCAAGCCAUCAAUGCGUUGGAUGCACUUCUGUUCACGAUUGUCUUUAUCGUUUGCGUUUUCGUAUUCAUCGCCUUCCUCAGUCCAAGCUUCACUGCAACUCUGGCCACUUCCGCGACUGCGCUCCUCUCUCUGUCUUUCGUCUUCGCUGCUACCUGUCAGGAAGUCCUGGGUUCUUGCAUUUUCUUGUUCGUCAAGCAUCCCUACGACAUUGGUGACCGAGUCGACAUCACCUCGGAGGCGCUGACUGUUGAACACAUUUCGCUUCUCUACACUGUAUUCAAACGCGUCACCAACGGAAAGACACUCCAAAUCCCCAACAUCGUCCUCAACAACUUGUGGGUCGAGAACGUCACUCGUAGUAAGGCUAUGCGUGAGCAGGUUUCAAUCUUCUGUGACUUCGGUACUUCCUUCGAGGACAUCAACGAUCUCAAGAAAGAGAUGCUGGACUUCGUUCAUGAUCCUCAAAACAACCGCGAUUUCCAUCCCGAGUUCGAGGUCGAGGUCGUCAGCAUUGCGGAAAUGAACAAGCUAGAGCUUCGUUGCGAGAUUCGACAUAAGAGCAACUGGUCUAAUGAGGCUCUCCGAUGUGCCCGUCGUUCGAAGUUCAUGUGUGCCUUGGUUGUUGCCCUUCGCAAGGUGCCCAUCAACGGCCCAGGCGGUGGUGAUGCAGCUCUGGGCGCUGCAGGCAACCCGUCUUGGUCUGUGUCCAUCCCGCCUGCCGAGGCUGUUGCAGCUAGGGAGAAGUUCAACAACGACAGGGACGCGGCGAGAUUGCAUCCCACGAUUAAGCCUGAAGCUUCGGACGACAAAGGCAAGUCGACAAGCACUGACUUCCUCAAUGUCAACGUCACGGAGGCUAGUGCAAUCAACAAUUUGAAUCAACGCAAACCCGGAGUCGAUCAUGUUCGUGACGAUACGUGGGAUGCCCGCGACGAUGUUAGCACCAUUGGCCGCCCAAGCAUGGAUCAGCGACCUGAUAUCGACGAGGUCCGUGGCCUUCUUCACAAAGUGAACAGCAGUGGCAAGCGUAAACAGUCAGCCCAGCCACCAUCUGAGUACUCUCAGUCUCAGCAGACUCUUCCCAACCAGGCUGGUCCGAUGCUGUCCCCUAACGCAUAUGGCAAUCAGUAUGCACAGCAGCAGCGCGCCCCGGGUUCUCCAAGCUCAAUCUCCACUGGCCACAUAGAGGAAUUCCAAUAUCAAUCCAUGGUCCCGCCUCCGAGGUCCACCAACCGCUCCGCAACACCUACUGGCAGCAAUUAUCCUCCCGUUCCAACCCAGCAGUCACACCCACCACAGCGAAGCCCCAGCGGGUCUAAUAAUCCCUACCGGGCCCAAUCCCCUACCGAUCCAGAGGAACGCCACCCAUACCGACCCUAGAUCUUCUCAUCCCACGCAGGUUUAAGGGUGGAAAGUCUUUUGGGCUGUCUCAGAAGCCUUUCUAUUCGCAGUAACCCCCGACAAU
This is a messenger RNA of Aaosphaeria arxii CBS 175.79, 3082 nucleotides long. RefSeq lists its product as uncharacterized. The coding region runs from base 307 to 2997 and encodes 896 amino acids. The record is from RefSeq and is a predicted model, not a curated record. The transcript is spliced from 2 exons. Gene Ontology annotation, biological process: calcium ion transmembrane transport; intracellular calcium ion homeostasis. NCBI's taxonomy places the organism in Eukaryota, Fungi, Ascomycota, Dothideomycetes, Pleosporales. Gene Ontology annotation, cellular component: membrane. Gene Ontology annotation, molecular function: calcium channel activity; calcium ion binding.